AUGUGGCUGGUUCUGUUUGGAAUAUUCCUUCCUUCCUGGAUGGCAAUUGUCGGGGGAACCUACUGGUUCUUCUUCCGAUGGCGCAGCCCGUUCUCCCUGAAGUCGGUGAGGCCCAAAGAGCCCCUGGAGAUGGACCAGAAGAAGAGGGACAAGGUGCUGAAGAAAGACUUCACUAAGGAGUGUAUACCACAUGAUCUGGACGCGGUUGUCAUCGGGAGUGGAGUGGGGGGCUUGACAGCGGCCGCCUGCCUGGCUAAGGUCGGGAAGAAGGUUCUGGUUCUGGAAGAGCACGACACCGCCGGGGGAUGCACCCACUCCUUCGUUGAGAAGGGCUUCGAGUUCGAUACCGGCCUCCACUACGUCGGCCAGAUGCACGAGAACGGCCUGACGAAGGUGGCGAUCGACCAGCUCACCGAGGGCCAGCUGGAGUUUGUGAAGCUGGACCAGCACAUCAACACCAUGCACAUCGGCCAGGGGGACGACUGCCGCACGUACACGCUCCUCAGUGGCAAGACCGAGAUGGAGGCCCACCUGAAGAAGCAGUUCCCCAACGACACCCAGGCCGUGGAGAACUUCUUCAAACUCACAAAGCUGUGUUCAAAACAGAUACCUGCCCUGGCUGCACUGAAGAUACUCCCUCGCUGGCUGGCCCUCUACAUGCUAAAGUCUGGCAUCGCUGACCGCCUCCUCCCCGCGCACAGCACACUGUCAGACACCAGCGCCUCCUGGUGGGCAGGAAUGCAGACCAACAACAAGGACCUGCAGGUCAUGUUCAACUACCUCUUCCAUGGAACUCCACCUAAGGACUCCAGCAUCCUCAUCAACUCCCUGCUCGUCCACCACUAUAAGCGUGGUGCCUACUUCCCUAAGGGGGGCGCUAGUGAGAUCCCUUACCACAUCAGCAACACCAUCCGCAAGUAUGGCGGAGAGGUGCUGGUGAGGGCGCCGGUCUCUCGAAUCCUAUUGGACGCUGCUGGAGCUGCCUGUGGUGUGGUGGUGAGGAAAGGCCAGGAGGAAGUGGAGGUGAGAGCUAAAAUGGUGAUCUCCAACUGCGGCGUGUUCAACACCUUCAACAGGCUCCUGCCCCUAGAGGUCGUCAUAAAGCCUGAUAUCCAGGAGCGUGUGAACCUCAUGAAACCAGGUAAGGGAUGUUUGCUCACCUUCUGUGGGUUUGAUGCCACUCCAGAGGAGCUUGGACUCGGCCAGGCCACCAACUGGUUCUACAAGGACAACGACAUGGACAAGAUGAUGGAUAACUUCUUCAGCCUGAGCAAAGACGACGCCCCAGAGAACAUCCCCAUGAUGUACUUCACCCUCCCCUCUGCCAAAGACACCACCGCCAAGAUCAGACACCCAGGUAAGACCUCCAUGAUCAUGGUGACCUACGUGAACUCUGACUGGUUUGACGAGUGGAACGUCGACAGUACGAGAGGAGACGACUACAUGGCGUACAAGAUGAGAUUCGCCAACAACAUGUUUGACUGGGCCUGCCAACACUUCCCCAAGCUCAGAGAGAAGCUGGUGUACCAGGAGGUGUCCACUCCUCUGUCUCCUUACACCGGUGCUCAUCUGGGAGCCAUGUACUCAGCCGAGACCCUGGACCGAUAUGACCCCAUAUCCAUGGCCAAGAACCGCUGCGACACACCUGUCAAGAACCUCUACAUCUCAGGUCAGGACGUCUUCAGCAGUGGUGUUGCUGGGGAGCUGCAAGGGGGUCUGCUGUGUGCCUCCACCGUGCUGAACCGCAACAUCUAUGCCCACCUGCACCUCAUCAAGAAGAGGCUCAAGAGGGCCAAGGCCAAGGAGAAUGCCCGAUUGGCCAAGAAACUGCAGUGAGGACAUCCAAUUGGCCAAGAAACUGCAGUGAGAACACCCAAUAGGCUGAUUGUGGUGAGAACACCUGAUUGGGCAAGUCAUUACGGAAAGAGUACCCCACUGGCCAACAUACUACAGUGAUAAUGGGUUAGUUCGUGAUGAAGCUGUGAUGCUUUUGCUAUGUCCAAAAACACAUUGUUUGUAUUAGUUUUUAGUGUGCAGCAUGUAAUCUGGGAUCUUCUACAGUAUUUCAUAUGGGAUCUUUCUAUGGUAUAUAUACUGCUUCUGGAUGGGAUUAGGCUGUGGAAGAAUUUGGUAUUUUUUAUUACUGUAUUCUAUGCCAUUGUUUUCAUUUUUGAUUCUGAACCGUUACGUUCACUAUGUAUUAGGCUACAUUGUUCAUGACCAAUGUCAAUGUGUUAAAUGUGUACAAUGUGUACAAUGUUAAAUAUUCAAUAUUAAAGAUCGAUUGAAAAUAC
Engraulis encrasicolus (European anchovy) is the source of this 2294-nucleotide messenger RNA. Its product is annotated as inactive all-trans-retinol 13,14-reductase-like. Gene Ontology annotation, molecular function: oxidoreductase activity. Lineage: Eukaryota; Metazoa; Chordata; Actinopteri; Clupeiformes; Engraulidae. Bases 1 to 1836 code for a protein of 611 amino acids. The transcript has 11 exons. The record is from RefSeq and is a predicted model, not a curated record.